GCCACAACCCGCUAACCAGUAUACCCCGUCACACGACUUCCCAUUUCCGUCACGACUUGACCGCAAAUCAAUUGGACAGCUAAGUAGAAAUCGAGCACUAGGAGAUCCCAUACCACGACGAUUCUAUCCUGCGCGUCAACUAGGUCAUACUAUGUCUGCGAACGAGUCAAAGCAGGUACCGCCAACAGUGUCGCUCGUCGCGGGAGCUGUGGCUGGCGGGGUCGAGGCCGCAGCAACAUACCCAUUCGAGUUCGCCAAGACGCGAGUCCAGCUGCAUAGCGACCCCGCACACCCACGACCUCGCAAUCCCUUUCUUGUGGUUAGCGAAGUCUUCCGGAAGGAAGGCACGCGUGCGCUGUACAAGGGAUGUUCGAGUCUCAUCAUCGGCUCCAUGGGCAAGGAUGCCAUACGCUUCCUCUCCUUCGACGCGAUCAAGAAUGCAUACAAGGAUACGGAGACAGGCGCACUUACACCCAUGCGCAACAUGCUUGCGGGUAUGACCGCUGGAGUGGUUGCGAGCAUCUUCGCCGUCACACCUACCGAGCGCAUCAAGACUGCUCUCAUCGACGACGCCAGAGGAGAGAAGAGGUUCCGGUCAGGCUUGCACGCAGUCCGGGUCCUCUACCAAGAGCACGGCUUUUUCGCGCUCUACCGCGGCUUCGCAGGCACGACGCUCAAGCAGGCAGGCGCGACGGCCUUCCGCAUGGGGACCUACAACAUCCUCAAGGACUUCGAGAACACGCGGUACGUCGAGCAGAGCGUCGCCACGAACUUCGCGAACGGCUCCAUUGCGGGUAUCGUGACGACGUACGCGACGCAGCCGUUCGACACGAUCAAGACGCGCUCGCAGAGCGCGCGCGGCGCGACGACGAUGGAGGCGUUCAGGAGCAUACUGGCGGACGACGGCGUGAAGGGCUUUUGGCGCGGGACGGCGAUGAGGCUGGGGAGGACGAUAUUCAGCGGUGGGAUCUUGUUCACUGUGUAUGAGCAGGUCGCUGCCCUGCUGGAUCCUAUCGUGGCGCCGAAGUCGCGCUGACACACAACGGCGGGCGUGAACGUGUUUCUGCUCAAGGAUAUG
This is a messenger RNA of Rhodofomes roseus, 1078 nucleotides long. Its product is annotated as mitochondrial carrier domain-containing protein. Lineage: Eukaryota; Fungi; Basidiomycota; Agaricomycetes; Polyporales; Fomitopsidaceae. Gene Ontology annotation, biological process: mitochondrial citrate transmembrane transport. The coding region runs from base 152 to 1036 and encodes 294 amino acids. The transcript is spliced from 2 exons. The record is from RefSeq and is a predicted model, not a curated record.